UAACAGAUGGUUUGCAUCAUUUUGGUCAGUUCCCGGAUGCGUCUUCAAGAAACACAACGUCAUGGUGUCAGUUGGUCAAGGAGUGCUGCUCUUCAGUCUUCUUCUGUCCUCCCUCCGUGGACUGGCAGGACAGGAGACCAGUGACUUGGAUAUCUACAGCUUCCUCAUAAAGUCAGAGGUCAGCAGCCGCUAUGCCAUUACUGUCAUCACCAGCCGAGUGGCCAACCGUGCCAACGAGUCCCGCGAGGUGGACUUCCAUGUGGAGCUGCCAAAGAACGCCUUCAUCAGCAAAUUCACCAUGACUAUUGAUGGGAAAGCAUACGACGGGGUGGUGAAGAAGAAGGAGGAGGCCCAACAGCAGUACAGCCGAGCGGUCAGCCGGGGUCAGAGUGCUGGUCUGGUCAGUGCUGUCGGGCGAAAGCUGGAGGAAUUCAGGACCUCUGUGAUGGUGGCUGCACUUAGCAAAGUGACGUUUACGUUGACCUAUGAGGAGCUGCUGAAGAGGACUCUGGGGAAGUACAAGCUGCUGAUCAAAGCCAGGCCAAAACAGCCUGUCAAACACUUCAGUAUCGAUGUGCAGAUAUUCGAGCCGCAGGGGAUCCUCUUUGUGGAAACACAGGGGAGCCUGACCUCCAAUGACCUGGCAAGCGCCGUUAACACCACCCAAUCAGACAGAGAGGUCCACGUGCACUUCUCCCCCUCCCUUCAGCAGCAACAGCAGUGCUUCGGCUGUCAGGAGAAGGGACUUAGCGGGGAACUGCUUGUCGUCUAUGACGUCAACAGGCCGAAAUCACAGGGAGACGUGCAGGUGGUGGAUGGGUAUUUUGUACAUUACUUCGCCCCCAGUGACCUCACCCGAAUUCCCAAAAAUGUAAUUUUCAUUAUUGACCACAGCAGCUCCAUGAGAGGCACAAAGAUACAGCAGACCCGAGAGGCGAUGAUGAAGAUUUUGGGCGAUCUCCAUGAGGAUGAUUAUUUUAGCCUGAUCAAGUUUAAUGGCCAUGUGACCACCUGGAUGCCCGCAUUAGUACCUGUCAACUCCCACAACCUGGAAGUGGCACGAAAGUUUGUGGAAGGAAUUAAAGACAGAGGAAUGACAAACAUCAACGAGGCAGUUCUGAAAGGGGUGCAGAUGUUGUCCAGUUUUCUGGAAUCCGAGGCUCAAGAGGGAAGUGCUUCCAUUAUCAUCCUGCUCACUGAUGGAGACCCCACGAUAGGUGUGACUAAUCUGGAUAAGAUCCAGGCGAAUGUGAAACAGGCCAUCCGGAACAGAUACUCACUGUACUGCCUUGGGUUCGGCUUUGACGUCGACUACAGUUUCCUGGAGAGGAUGGCGCUAGAGAACGGUGGCCUGGCCAGGAGGAUUUACGAGGACUCAGAUGCAGCCCUGCAGCUGCAGGGAUUCUAUGAGGAGGUGGCUUCUCCUCUGUUGCUUGAUGUCCAGAUGAAUUACAUUGGUGUUGCCAAUGUCACCCAGACCAACUUUAGCCAGUAUUAUGCUGGUUCUGAGAUUGUGGUUGCUGGUCAGAUCACUGACAAUGACCUGGAAACACUCACUGCAGAAGUCAGAGCUAAAUCGAGAGACAAUGAAGUGACAUACCAUGAAGCAUUUCCUGAGAGUGACAGGAGCCUUGACCACUACAUCUUUAAGCCAUACAUCCAGAGACUGUGGGCUUACCUUACUGUACAGCAGUUGCUGGAAAGAGAGGUGCUGCUUUCUGGGGAGCAGAAGAAGGCAGCCAGAGAGCGGGCUCUGGCUCUCUCUCUGAGCUACAGCUUCGUGACCCCACUCACCUCAAUGGUGGUCACCAAGCCUGAGGGAGAGGACACACAGGUGGCCCACAAACCAGAGGAGGGGAAAAGGUCACAAGGUGGUCACGUUGGUCACCAGGCUCAACUACGCAAGCAGUCUGGACUUCGGGGACACAGCGUCCAGCAUUUGUAUAAACGCUUGGGGCAGUCAGCACAUGCACAGGUACAUGGAGGGCAGUCGGCACCAAUGCUGAAACAUCAUGAUGCACCAAGCACAGGAAAGGUGGCAAGAAUAGUGGGCGCCGAUGUACCAAUACUAAAGCUCAGAAGAGUACUGGUCUCCAACACUCCGCCUCCAGUAACUGUGACAAGACUGAUGCCAAAGGCAAACUUGUUAAAAGUCCUAAUGCCAGCCCAGGGGCAGAAUACCCCACUCUGUUUUCAAAUUGAAGCUCCCCAAAAUUUUGUUGACACGCUUCCCAAGAAGCUCGUCCUAAAAGUCCUGUCUGACCCUAUCUCAGGAGUUUCCAUCAACGCUGAGAUGUUAAAAGGGGAAGACUUUCUCAGGGUUGCAAUUCACUACAAAGAUGAAUGUCACAUUGAAGCAAACAGCACUGGGAUCAAGGUGACCCAAGAAGGGAAAGAAAGAUUCAUCUCCUGGACUAGCUAUGCUGCAACUGAGCACUGUAAUGGCAUCACAUUAGCUCUGCAGAAGGAGGUGCUGGAGGUGGCUGCUGGAAACAUGCGUGUUGACAUCCUACGGCACAAGAAGAGCCAGGACAGCUUCCUGUGGCCAGCCAUCAGACACCAAGCACCUAUUGCCAAUGCCACAGGAAUAAUGGGCCAGGCUCCUGUUUCAUAUCAUCUUAAGGAGACAACACCAGUGGCCAAACUGAAAAUCCUGGGUAAAGAAGUACUUGGAACAAGGGAUUCAAUGGUGGACUACAGCACCCACACCAAACCUACAGUGUACUGUUGGCUAGUGCCAUUCAGCUCUGUUGUGUUGGAGUCUCUACAAAGUGUCAUAGUUUCCCAGCUGUAGGGAGAAGUGGAAGAAGUGAUAAAAGCACAGCUUGACAACCAUAGCUCAUUAUGGAACCAUUGCUUGCGGAGUUGUAUGGGACUUUCAAUUAAAUACAAGAAAUAGUCUGUUGUAGCUA
Megalops cyprinoides (Indo-Pacific tarpon) is the source of this 2912-nucleotide messenger RNA. Its product is annotated as inter-alpha-trypsin inhibitor heavy chain H4-like. Bases 62 to 2794 code for a protein of 910 amino acids. The transcript is spliced from 27 exons. The record is from RefSeq and is a predicted model, not a curated record. Lineage: Eukaryota; Metazoa; Chordata; Actinopteri; Elopiformes; Megalopidae.